Enterobius vermicularis (human pinworm) is the source of this 1326-nucleotide messenger RNA. The record is from the annotation of a GenBank genome assembly. NCBI's taxonomy places the organism in Eukaryota, Metazoa, Nematoda, Chromadorea, Rhabditida, Oxyuridae.
AUGCAAAAAUUUUUUAAGGAAGUUUCCCAAGCACUUCCUUGUGUUAUAGCUUGGUUGUUGAUAGUCGUCAGUACAGCAUGUUUCUUUUAUCUUUUGGUACCUGAGUUAAUAACUCAGUUCCCACGUUGGGGGCUGGUUCUGUGUGUUGUUGACGCUCUGUUAUUUUUAAUUGUGCUGUCAAACCUAUUUAUGGCGACGACUAUGGAUCCUGGCUUUCAUCCAUUUGCUAGUGUGUCUGAGGAACAGCAGUACGAUGACUAUCGUUCUCCAUUGUAUAAAAAUGUGGAGAUAAACGGGAUUACAGUACGGAUGAAGUGGUGCGUUACUUGUAAAUUCUACAGACCUCCUCGCGCAUCUCACUGCUCUGUUUGCAAUCGCUGCAUUGAUGUGUUUGAUCAUCACUGUCCGUGGGUGCAUAAUUGCAUCGGUCGACGUAAUUAUCGAUACUUUUUUCUUUUCUUGUUUUUUCUGAGCAUUCAUAUGAUCUUCGUAUUUGUUAUGUCGCUAUCAUUCACUAUCACGAAUUGGGAUAUUUCCAGGAGCAACCUUCUUUCAAGAGCAAAUAUUUGUUCAUUUUCAUUGAUGACUUUAAUUGUCCUUGCAUCUCUUCCUGUUAUCGGAUUAACAAUCUUUCAUAUGGUACUUGUUACUCGAGGCCGUACGACAAAUGAGCAAGUUACUGGGAAGUUCCGUUCUGGAUACAAUCCAUUUACCUUUGGAUGUUCUCGUAACAUCAGGCGUGCCCUUUGUUCCAGUCAAUUUCCUUCUUUUGAAGCAGAAAUUGCUAAACGAAAAUAUGAAGAGGAAAGGAAAAAGAAAAGUACAUUAAAAACGCCCGGUGUACUUUAUGUUCCGGACCCCACAGCAUCGAAGACGGGGGGACUUAUUAAGAUGAAACUGUUAUCUGAUGACGAUCAGUCUGUUGGGACAGCAUUAUCUAUAGGACAAAGUUUAGGUAAAGACGUUACAGACCAAGGGUCUCGAUGCAAUCUGUAUAUGACUCCCGAAUCAAAAAGUGUCAGUAGACAAAGUGCUUUGUACCAGGCGGCCAUUGAGGAAUCGAUGCGACCUCUGCGUAGUCAAAACAGCCAGGACAGCAUGAACGGCAGUACAACUGUUGGCAGCAAUAUGGAUAAUUUAUCGUUAUCAUCACCGUCAGAAAACGUUGAAGUUAAUCAGGUAGAGCUGAACGCUAAUGCUGUUAAAGCAACGCAGCCCACUUUUGAAGAGACUAAGAAACGAAUUUUUGAUACAUCGAAACCAUUGAAGUUUACAGAUGCGGUAAGACUUCAUGAAAGCUUAAGCGCUCACAACGUUACGUUAUAG